GAUAGAAGCUUUAUAAUUUUCAUCAAAGAAGAGGGGAGAGCCGAAAUAAUGACGAUGGGGGAGAACGCUGCCACCAAGAACCAUCACCAGCUAAACCAACAAGUUUCUGGUCUCUCCAUAGACGGGCUUCCUCAAGGUGGCUCGAAAUGUUUCGAUGACGAUGGCCGUCUCAAGAGAACAGGAACUGUAUGGACUGCAAGUGCCCAUAUCAUAACAGCUGUGAUAGGCUCUGGUGUGCUUUCUUUGGCAUGGGCCAUAGCACAGUUGGGAUGGAUUGCUGGUCCUGCUGUGAUGUUCCUCUUCUCCUUUGUGAUUUACUACACUUCGUCCCUCCUCGCCGAUUGUUAUAGGUCUGGCAGUCCAGAUUCGGGCAAGCGAAAUUACACUUACAUGGAUGCUGUUCGAUCCAACCUCGGUGGAGUUAAGGUCAAGAUUUGUGGUGUUAUUCAGUACUUGAACCUUUUCGGUGUCGCUAUCGGAUACACUAUCGCAGCAUCUAUAAGCAUGACGGCAAUUAAGCGAUCCAAUUGCUUCCAUGAGAAAGGAGAUAAUAGCCCAUGUCUUGUAUCUAGCUACCCAUACAUGAUCAUGUUCGGAGUUGCUGAGAUUCUCUUCUCCCAGAUCCCAGACUUCGAUCAGAUAUGGUGGCUCUCCAUUGUUGCAGCUGUUAUGUCCUUCACUUACUCUACAAUUGGUCUUGCGCUUGGAAUCGCCAAAGUUGCAGAGACUGGGAAAUUCAGGGGAAGCCUCACCGGGAUAAGCAUCGGCGCAGUAUCUGAGACUCAGAAGAUAUGGAGAAGUUUCCAAGCUCUGGGAGACAUCGCUUUCGCUUACUCUUACUCGGUUAUUCUAAUUGAAAUCCAAGACACAAUCAAAUCCCCACCAUCGGAAGCCAAGACGAUGAAGAAAGCAACCCUUGUGAGCGUUGUGGUGACGACUCUGUUCUACAUGCUCUGCGGCUGCAUGGGUUAUGCAGCGUUCGGUGACUUAGCACCUGGAAACCUCCUCACGGGUUUCGGAUUCUUUAACCCAUAUUGGCUUCUGGACAUAGCUAAUGCCGCCAUUGUAAUCCACCUGGUCGGAGCUUACCAGGUCUUUUGCCAACCCCUGUUCGCCUUCAUCGAGAAAUGGGCAGCAAACAAGUGGCCCCAGAGCAAAUUCAUCACAAAAGAUAUUAAAGUACCAAUUCCAGGUUUCAGACCUUUCAACCUGAACCUCUUCAGAAUGAUGUGGAGGACUCUGUUCGUUAUCACAACCACAGUUAUUUCUAUGCUACUUCCCUUCUUCAAUGACGUAGUCGGAAUCCUUGGAGCUUUUGGGUUUUGGCCACUCACCGUAUACUUUCCAAUUGAGAUGUAUGUGGCUCAGAAGAAGAUACCCAAGUGGAGUUCACAAUGGAUUUGCCUGCAACUCCUUAGCUUUGCUUGUCUCAUCGUCUCCAUUGCUGCUGCUGCUGGUUCAAUUGCAGGGGUUGUGCUGGAUCUCAAGGUGUACAAGCCAUUCAAGACCGUUUACUAAUAAUCUCUCUACUCAGCCAUUGUCAUUGUCAAUUAGCCGUUAAAAAGCCGAGAAUUAGAGGAAUUUUAAACUCGUUCGAAUCCAUCACUGCUGCUAAUGUGCAUAAGAACCUAAAAGUGGUGGUGGUGGUGGUGUUGCUUGGAAUUGUUAGUUUUCUGUUGUUUUACUGUGUACGAUUUAACAAACAAGAAGAGCGCGGGACCUUGUUUGGUUACGUGGAAUUCAAAAUAUGGAAAUCUCUU
This is a messenger RNA of Telopea speciosissima, 1760 nucleotides long. RefSeq names its product amino acid permease 3-like. Gene Ontology annotation, cellular component: plasma membrane. The record is from RefSeq and is a predicted model, not a curated record. The coding region runs from base 49 to 1518 and encodes 489 amino acids. The transcript has 6 exons. Lineage: Eukaryota; Viridiplantae; Streptophyta; Magnoliopsida; Proteales; Proteaceae.